AUGUUUUUUGCAGCGGCUGCUACAGCUGUACUAAUACUGCAGCUGCUGGUAGCUCUGAUUGCUCCAUCCUCAUGCUCGUCAGUUGAGCGGGACGAUCACUUGUGCGGCCAAUACCAAAGCGGAACAUGGGCCUUAUGCGACCCGGGACGCUGUUGUGGCCCCGAAUCUUACUGCGGUCAGGGUUACGAGUACUGUUCCCCUGAUUAUUGCACGUUCCAAUGUCCUCGCGCUCCUCCUGGUGGUUAUGAUCAAAGCAAUUAUGAAGUUACUGAAACUCAAGGAGCUGGAACUGGAGGAGGAGUACUGAUCACUCGCCUUGUUAACGCUACGCUGCACAAUAACCGCUACUUCAAUUUGAAUAUUGGCGGCGAUGAGCUCGUCAAAAUGACCGCCGACAAUGCUUCUUCAUCUUCAUCUUCUUCUUCUUCCUCACCGUCGUCGUCGUCGUCCUUGUUAUCAUGUGCAAGGUCUCUCUCCCGCCUGCCGUUAGUUUCUCGUUACAAGUACCCGUUCGCUGCUCUGCCUGCCCCGCAGGCUCAAAACAACAUCACUGCUGCUACUCGUUGCGGCCGCUGCUUAAUGGUGAAUUAA
Molecule: messenger RNA, 591 nt
Organism: Linum tenue
Lineage: Eukaryota; Viridiplantae; Streptophyta; Magnoliopsida; Malpighiales; Linaceae
Source: the annotation of a GenBank genome assembly